Struthio camelus australis is the source of this 4363-nucleotide messenger RNA. It is a transcript of the gene XIAP, whose product is annotated as X-linked inhibitor of apoptosis. Gene Ontology annotation, molecular function: cysteine-type endopeptidase inhibitor activity involved in apoptotic process; ubiquitin protein ligase activity. NCBI's taxonomy places the organism in Eukaryota, Metazoa, Chordata, Aves, Struthioniformes, Struthionidae. Gene Ontology annotation, cellular component: cytoplasm; nucleus. The record is from RefSeq and is a predicted model, not a curated record. Gene Ontology annotation, biological process: negative regulation of apoptotic process; positive regulation of canonical Wnt signaling pathway; positive regulation of protein ubiquitination.
GUUUCAGGAAAUCCAGUUCAUAAUCUAAUACAGAAUUUACUGGGAAGGAAAAGAGAAGGCUGAAUCAUUGGAUCUUCUUCUGUCUGCUGAUGCACUCUCCCCUGUCCUUCCUCCCCCCAGAAACAGAAGAAUUUUUGAACCUCAGGGAAAAAAAAAAUCUAGUUGUGCAUGAAAGUAGAAGGGCAUCCGCAAGGCGAACUCUGCUUACGAAGAGAUGACGUGUAACAGCCCAGAAAACUCUCAAGCUUGUGCCACUUCAGACACUGGUUGUGACCAGGAAUGGGCACAGGAACACUACCGACUGGCAACUUUUGUUAAAUUUCCAUUUGAUUGUCCAGUUUCUGCAUCAGCACUGGCACGAGCUGGCUUUGUUUAUACUGGAGAAGGUGAUAAAGUGAAGUGCUUCAGUUGUCAUGCAACUAUCGAAGGAUGGGAGUAUGGAGAUUCUGCCUUUGAAAAACAUAAAAACCUUUCCCCAAAUUGCAAAUUUAUUACGGAAUCUACUUUUUUGGAAAAUAAUAUUCAUCCUAUUGUCCAGAACUGCCAAGGUAGAACUGAAAAUUGUUCCAGCGAUUCAACCAUCUCCUAUGCUUUAGAUGACUCAUCUAAUGUCGAAGCUGAUUACCUUUUGAGAACUAGGCAGGUUGUGGAUAUGUCAGAUACUUUGUAUCCUAAAAACCCUGCAAUGUGCAGUGAAGAAGCUAGAUUAAAGUCUUUUCAUAACUGGCCCCUUUAUGGCCUGUUGACACCAAAGGAAUUAGCUAAUGCUGGACUUUAUUAUACAGGUGUUAGUGAUCAAGUGGAAUGUUUUUGUUGUGGUGGAAAACUGAAAAACUGGGAGCCUAGUGAUAGAGCUUGGUCAGAACACAAGAGGCAUUUUCCCAAAUGCUUUUUUGUCCUGGGCCGGGAUGUUGGAAACGUUCCAAAUGAAGCUGUCUGUGCUGAGCUAAACGAUGUGCAGUAUCCGAGGAAUCCAUCUAUGGCAGAAUAUGAAAGACGGAUACAAACCUUUUUAACUUGGAGAUACCCUGUUAACAAGGAGCAACUUGCCAAAGCUGGGUUCUAUAGCAUAGGUAAUGGUGAUCAUGUUGCUUGCUUCUACUGUGGUGGAGGAUUGCAAGAGUGGAAGGAAAAUGAAGACCCCUGGGAUCAACAUGCCAAAUGGUUUCCUGGAUGCAGGUUUCUGAGACAAGAAAAGGGACAAGAAUUUAUAAAUAAUGUUCACUUAAGAGAUGGCUGCAGCGAUCCCACAAUAGAAGCUGCUGAAUUGACAGUACUUCCUAAAGAUGAUAAUCUCUUACAAAAUCGUUUGGUACAGAAUGCCGUACACAUGGGUUUCAGCUUGUCUGAGAUUAAGAACAUUAUGGAAAAGAAAGUGCAGGUGUCUGGAGAAAAUUAUAUGUCUGUUGAGGAUCUAGUAGCAGACUUAAUAAGUGCUCAGAAGGAAAAUAAAAAGGAAGAAGAAUCAAAUGAAAGCCCAGUAGAGAAAGAUCUUAGUACUGAAGAGAAGCUGAGACGUUUACAGGAAGAAAAGCUUUGUAAAAUCUGCAUGGCUAAAGACAUAUCAGUAGUCCUUAUUCCCUGUGGUCACCUAGUUGCUUGUAAGGAAUGUGCUGAAGCAGUGGAUAAAUGCCCUCUGUGUUGUACAAAUAUUAUAAAAAGACAGAAAAUUUUUAUGUAUUAGGCAAACGUCUCCUGCUUUAUUGCUUUAAAUAUGUGUAAUACAAUCACAGACGGUUGGGUGUUCAGCAGUCUAGCACACACAUUUAUGGAGCAUCUCACCUUAGGGAUAAUGUAAACAAUAAAGCUUUAAUCAACACCUUGAAAUCUAUGAGUUGACAGUCAGAAGCUGCUAGAUGUGUUUUGUUUACAGCACCCAUAUUCAACUGCCUACUUAUUGCUGCUCUUCAGUUUUUUGUGUUUUUACUUCAAUUGAAGUUGUAACCUAAAUUAACUGUUACUGUAGUCUCAGAUCUUCUGUUUGUAUGAGUGUGCACAAUUGUGUUAAUGUACUAAAAAUGCAGGAAUUAAAAAAUAUUCUUUCAUAAAAUGGCAUGGGAAAACUGAGUGUUCUGAUUAAGUAGAAGCUAAUCCUGCACUGCUUGUUUCACUGACGAGUUUCAGAAAGUGUGCUGAGCGAAAAGCAGAUUUUUUUUUUCUUCUGCUAUCUAUUUAUAGGCUGUGUUUCUGUUAAUAGUCACUUGCUCAGCUCUCGUUUACCAAAAAUAGAGUAGGUUAACUUUUUGUGGAGUCAAGGAUAAAAACAUCUUAAUGAAAGGAAAUAAAUUGCUUUAGCAUAGUAUUUUUAUUGUUCUUCUGAAUAUUUAAUGUCUGAAUUUAUUUUCUGGGGUUACAUUUAUUUUUGAUUCAUUAAGAUGCUAUUUAUAUUUCCACCAAAGAGGGUGUUUUGUCUCAUCCCCUUCUAGCCUAGUAUUAUGGAUUAAUAUUUUUCUCUUAAUUUUAUUCUUGUCUCUUACACAACUUAAGUGUUAUAUUACUAGAAUAUCAGUAAGAGCUUUUGCUAUACUGACUUCUGUUGUUGGAAAAACAACAGCAGUGGUAUUUCCUAGAUCCUUAAUUACAUGCCUGUACUACCACUAAAACAUGUCUAUCUUCAUGUCAUUCAUAUUUACGCUUUUAAACUUCUAUAACCAGUCUCCAAAUAAUCAUGAACAAACAGGCUGAACAAACAUAAGCAACACACAGAAAGGAAUAGCUCUAGUUGUGAUUUUCAUUUCUUUCUUUCUGGACUGACAAGUUAGCAACACCUUCAUAAUUAAAAGACCCCUUUUAAACUACUCUGAACCUUCAAAAAAUCAUAAUUGCCUCUGUGUAGCUGUGACUAACAAAAGAAAGAAAUUUUAAUUGAUGCGUGUCAUCAUGUUAAUCAGAGCACUCAUUCCAAAGUUCAUUGUGUAUGCUGCCUGUAAACGUUAAAAAUGCAGUUAAUUCCGGGAUGUAAUCGUAUGACGUUACUUAGAUUUUUCUGCUGUCCAGCUCUACGUACGUAUAUUUUAACAUUUUUUAAAUUAUUUUCUUAAUUGAGUUUUUGUAUGUAAAAACUGGUAAUAGAAGGCAAAUAUGUAUCUUCUGUAAGUUCAUCUCAUGAACCUGAUUUGGCAAAUCCAAGUAAUGUAAAGCUAUAUUUAUGUGAUUGUUCCUUCCCUUGUGUAUGCAAUCAGGCACUAUGUAAAACUUGUAUAUGCUACUUGUAAAAAUUCACCUACUUAUUGACAUGUAUAUAGUAUCUGAGGCUUUAGCUUCACAAAAAUAUUAUGUAUGAUUGAAAAUGUUACCCUAUUCUUUAACUUUAGUUGUGACAUAAUUCAGAGAAUAUAUGUAAACCAGCUGCUGAAAAUUUAACCUUAUAUUUUUGUCCCUAUACUUCAUAAGCUUGUGUUUUGAUAUAUAGUUCCUGUCUCCUCAUUUAAUUUGCCUGUUUAACCUGUAUAAAUAUGCUUCAGUGCACCUUCAGUUUUUCACAGAAAUCCAUGUGUAUACGGAAGUAUAUGUUAAUUUAACUGCUUAAAGGAGAACACAGCAGAAGUGAAGGAGAUUUCAUGGACCUUUUGCCCUUGAUCGUGAAAGGAGCUGUCUCGUUUUUAAGUUCUCUAUGAACACCAAAAGGUGUUAAUUGUUUGGAGGCAUUUUCCCUCAUGCUUGUAAUGUUUAGCAUUUUCCUAAUACAUUUUUCUGCUAGUACCUUGUGGUGCUUCUGGAUUUUUUUUUUUUUUUAAGAGAAGAUUCAACUCUCUUAUCUCCAUUAAAAUCCUUUCUUUUAUCUUUAGUCCACAGGUUGUUUUAGAAAACUUUCUUUUUUUUUUUUUCCUCUUGUCAGUCUAUCAGCUCAGUUUGCAUUAUUCCAAUUAAAAAUUUAAGAACUAUUCUAGCUAGUGUCACCUUAAAAGACUUAAUACAAUAUUUCAUACCAGACUAAUCCUGCAUCCUCCAACUGAAAAGUUAACAUAGCUUUGUAUUUAAGUACAGCUGGUUUACAAUCACUCUACUCAGUUAUGUGACUGACUUAUUUUGUGGAGCUACUACUAAUACAUGUUCUGUGUAUAUAAAAAUUUUAUCUUGGAGAUGCACUGCAUAAUAUAUUUAAUUACUGAUACUUUAUACAGAAUAUAGAUUUUUCACGUGAUAAAACCUUGAAAUGCAAUAUACAGAAAUUUAAUGUCUAUUUUUUUAAUAUUUGCUGUGGUUUUUAUGAGCAUUCACAAAACUGACAUGUUGCUCUUCUGUAAAGUUGUGAAUAUUUAUAAUAAAGUGCAAUCCAUUUGUUCCUUGAGUAACACAUUUGAUUCUCACAUGCAAAAAAAAAAAAGUAUGUUGUUUUCUGUUGCUUUUUGGUUUUGUAAUU